GAAAGAGCCUGUUGGUUCUGGACCAUCAUGGUCCUGUGGUUCUGCUGCAAUGACAGAAAAAACGCACCUGCUGAGGAAGAACAGUAAGGGGCAGGACUAUAGCCUCCUCCUCCUGCUCACUUUGGGGCAGACCUUUGGGCUUUACUUCCUGUGUGGUACUCUGUGUCUCCUUUUGCAUGACGCCUUCAUGUUCGCUGUGCCGCAAGUUCUCAGCUUGCUGCUGGGUUUCAUGAGGGACAAAAACGCUGAGAUGUGGAAAGGUUUCCUGUUUGCUUCGUUGCUUUUCCUGCUGUCCUGUCUGCAGUCUGUCCUCCAUCAUCAAUACAUGUUCCACUGCUUCACUGUCGGGAUGAGACUGAAGACAGCUGUCAUGGGCCUUGUCUACAGGAAGUGUCUAUUGAUCAGCAGCGCAGCCCGGCAGCAGUGUACUUUCGGAGAAAUCAUCAAUUUGGUUUCAGCCGAUACACAGAAGCUGAUGGACUUUGUGGUUUAUUUCAACUGUAUUUGGGUCACACCCAUUGAGAUCACACUCUGCUUCUACUUCCUGUGGCAGCUCCUUGGUCCACCUGCUCUUGCUGGUAUUGCUGCUGUUGUUCUAAUCUUCCCUCUCAAUGGAUUCAUCGCUAAAGUGAGGAGCAGACUGCAGGAAGUUCAGAUGAACUUCAUGGAUGGUCGGAUCAAACUGAUGAACGAGAUCCUGAGUGGUGUGAAGAUCCUCAAAUUUUACGCCUGGGAAGAAGCAUUCCUCAGAAGAGUCAGUGUCCUGAGAGAUGGAGAACUCCACGCCCUAAAGAAGUCUCAGAUCCUGUACUCUGUCUCUCUGGCUUCCUUCAACUCCUCCUCCUUCCUGAUUGCCUUGUCAGUGUUUGGAGUCUAUGUGUUGACUGAUGAACGGAACGUUCUGGAUGCUCAGAAAAUCUUUGUUUCUGUCGCUCUCAUCAACAUCCUGAAAACUCCUUUAAGUCAGCUUCCCUUUGCCAUGAGCACCACAAUGCAAGGAUGGCUAUGUUUGGUACGACACUCGCCAUCGCGCUUGGUGGUAUCGUUGCGUCGCAUCACCUUCAUGCUGGUCUUCUCCUCAGUGUCUUGCACUCACCCAUGUCCUUCUUCGAGGUGACACCCAGCGGAAACCUCCUGAACCGCUUCUCCAAAGAGAUUGACGCCAUCGACUGCAUGAUUCCUGAUGGGCUGAAGAUGAUGCUGGGCUACCUGUUCAAGCUGUUGGAGGUCUGCAUCAUUUUGUUGUUGGCCACGCCCUUCACAGGGCUGGUGCUCCUCCCCCUCACUUGUGUCUACAUUUUCAUACAGAGUUUCUAUGUGGCCUCGUCGUGUCAGCUACGACGACUGGAAGCAGUCAGUCGCUCGCCGAUCUACAGCCACUUUAAUGAGACCAUGCAGGGCACUAGCGUCAUCCGAGCCUUUGGUGAACAGCGCGGCUUUGUCCUGCAGGCCGACCGUCGCAUUGACAAAAACCAGGAAGCUUAUUUUCCUCGCUUUGUCGCCACCAGAUGGCUGGCAGUGAAUCUGGAGUUUUUGGGGAAUCUGUUGGUUUUGGCUGCAGCCAUCUUAUCAGUGCGAGGUCGGAAUGAACUCACUCCGGGCAUUGUGGGAUUGGCAGUGUCACAUUCUCUCCAGGUGACAGGAAUCCUGAGCUGGAUUGUCCGAUCAUGGACUGAUGUGGAGAACAACAUUGUGUCAGUGGAAAGAGUCAAAGAGUAUGACAACACACCAAAAGAGGCAGCGUGGACCCUCGAGGGCAGCUUGUUGCCAUCAGCCUGGCCGACCUCUGGAAACAUCCAGUUUGAAGACUACGGACUGCAGUACCGUAAAGGUUUGGACUGGGCUUUAAACAACAUCUCCAUUGACAUCCAGGACAGGGAAAAGGUGGGGAUUGUUGGAAGGACGGGAGCUGGGAAGUCUUCUCUGGCUUUGGGAAUUUUUCGGAUUCUGGAGGCAGCAAAGGGACAAAUCUUUAUUGACGGGAUCAACAUUGCUCAGAUCGGCCUUCAUGAUCUUCGCUCCAGAAUCACCAUUAUCCCUCAGGACCCAGUGUUGUUUUCUGGUUCUCUGAGGAUGAACCUAGACCCUUUUGAUACCUGUUCAGAUGAGGAUCUGUGGAAAGCUCUGGAACUGGCUCAUCUCAGCAGCUUCGUGUUGGCACUGCCACAGAAACUGAACCAUCAGUGCUGUGAAGGAGGAGAGAACCUCAGUCUUGGUCAGAGGCAGCUGCUGUGUUUGGCCAGAGCUCUAUUGAGGAAGACAAGGAUCUUGGUUUUGGAUGAAGCCACAGCAGCCGUGGACCUGAAGACGGACCAGCUGAUCCAGUCAACCAUUCGCGCUCAGUUUGAUGACUGUACAGUCCUAACCAUCGCUCACCGCCUCAACACCAUCAUGGACUACACCAGGGUAAUAGUGAUGGACUGCGGCAGCAUUGCAGAGAUGGACUCCCCCUCUCAGCUCAUACGCAAUCAGGGUAAAUUCUAUCAGAUGUGCCUUGAGGCUGGUUUGGCUUGAUAUCAUUUUUUGUUUGACUUUUUCCCAAUACAUUUUGAAAAUGUCAAGGAAAUGUGUUUUAAAUUUUAAGUAAAUUGUUAUUUUUAUUGUGGCAUGUGGUUUAACAGGAAAUUAAUUAUACCAUAAACUCAACCUGCCUAUAUUUAGACAAGCCUCUAAUUUCUGUAAAUUAUGAGUUAUUCUUUUGAUUGUUUAUUAAUGUAAAAUGAAAUGAAGGAUGGAAUUGUGAUACUGAUAACUGAUAUUGAAAAUAAAUUACAUUUGUAUAGAUCUAAGCAGGAGCCUCUAAUUGAGAACUGCAUUUAUUUAUACUAACUUUGUAGCCAUACCAGGCUAGUAAAGGAGAUCUGCAUCUGAUUGGUACCCUGA
Molecule: messenger RNA, 2883 nt
Organism: Morone saxatilis (striped sea-bass)
Lineage: Eukaryota; Metazoa; Chordata; Actinopteri; Moronidae
Product: multidrug resistance-associated protein 1-like
Biological process (GO): transmembrane transport
Cellular component (GO): membrane
Molecular function (GO): ATP binding; ATP hydrolysis activity; ABC-type transporter activity
Source: RefSeq, a predicted model, not a curated record